AUAAUAUGGGGUGUAAUCUGAUGAGGUAGGUGACUGUAGGACAGGUGUAGUAAGCGGGCUGUGUUGGGGUGCAUAGGUUUGGUAGCAGAUAGAUAUGGGGUGUAAUCCGAUGAGGUAGGUGACCAUAGGACAGAUGUGGUAUUGGAGUUUUGUGUAUGGUGUUUCAUUACUCUAUAGGGGUGUAGGUAGACAUGGGGGAUCGGUAGUCUGGGCUGCAGCUGUUGUUCUCUGUUAUCAGUGAGCUGGGUCCCUUCCCUCCCCCGAUGACUCGUUCUUCCUGGACUCUCAUUAUGUUGGCUGAGCUAUUCCUCAUUGAUCCUUAGAUUCCACAAGUGUCCUCAGUGCACAGAUCCCAUUGUGUCUGGGGCUGAGGACUGGGGGGUACACCCCCUCCAAACUCAGAAACCUCUUCAUCCCUGUGAUGCUGUUCUGUUCCUUGGCGGCGUACAAACAUGGCGAAUUCUGGAAUUACGAAAACUGCAUGGAAGCUGCAAGAAAUAGUGGCUCAUGCCAGCAAUGUGUCAGCCAUUGCCCUGGGGAAGAGCUCCGGCCGCCUCCUGGCCACCGGGGGAGAAGACUGCCGAGUCAAUCUAUGGUCUGUCAACAAACCCAACUGUAUAAUGAGUCUGACAGGACACACAUCCCCAGUGGAGAGUGUCCGCUUCAGUGCAUCUGAGAAGCUAAUUGUGGCUGGAUCUCAGUCUGGUUCUCUGCGGGUGUGGAACAUGGAAGAAGCUAAAAUACAAAGGACGUUAAUGGGGCACAAGGCUAACGUGUGCAGCCUAGAUUUUCACCCAUAUGGAGAAUUUGUGGCAUCCGGGUCUCUGGACACAAAUAUUAAGCUAUGGGAUGUGCGCAGGAAGGGGUGCGUGUUUCGUUACAAGGGGCACACACAAGCCGUGCGCUGCUUACGCUUUAGUCCAGAUGGCAAGUGGCUGGCGUCGUCUUCAGAUGACCACACCAUUAAGCUUUGGGAUAUAAGUGCUGGAAAAUUAAUGUCUGAAUUCACUGAGCACACAGGGCCUGUGCAGAUCGUGGAGUUUCACCCCAAUGAAUAUUUGCUGGCAUCAGCAAGUGGAGACAGGACUGUUCGUUUCUGGGAUCUGGAAAAGUUCCAGUCAGUGGGCUGCAUGGAGGGAGAAGCCACACCAUUCAGGUCCAUCCUCUUCAGUAGUGAUGGCGGCUGUCUGUUCUGUGGAGGCCGGGAUGCUCUACGUAUUUAUGGCUGGGAACCAGAGCGCUGCUUUGAUACUGUCCCUGUGGCAUGGGGCAAGGUCUCUGACCUGUCCAUCUGUAAUAACCAGCUUAUUGGAGUCUCUAGCACCCAGUCCAAUGUCUCUUCCUUUGUGGUUGACCUAAAUCGUGUGAAAAUGACUGGAUCAGGGUCAGAGGGGUGUAUACCUAAAGAAACACCAGUCAGUCAGACCACUCCAACGGGAUCAUCUUUAAGACGCAAUUAUGAGCGACCAUCUACUACCUGCACAAAGCCAAAGAGAGUCAGCCCCACCAGUGAUGAUGAGGAGAAGGAGUCACGAGCUGAGAUCCAGAAUGCAGAGGAUUACAAGGAGAUCUUUCAGCCCAAAAUGGCCAUUUCUCGGACUCCUCCACGAAAUACUGAACCUUUUCCAGCCCCCCCUGAAGAUGACUCCACAAUGAUAAAAGAAGCUGUACCAGCAACACCAGAGGUCAUCACUGCUCUUCCCACCAAUAAGAAAACCAGUGAACAAAUUCACAAACCACCAGUGGCAGCCUCUACACCAACUGUAUGCCAGGAGCCUCCAGCUGUGUCCAAUAACCCCCCAGUUAUAUCUGCGGCACGAAAUGAGCCCAUUGGUCUUAAAGUUGCAGACUUUCUCCCGGUUGUGAAGGGCUCAUCCCCAGCCGAAAUAGUGGAUGAAGAAGCUGUAUGUCAGAUCCGGAAAGGCCAUGAUACCAUGUGCAUGGUGCUGACCAGCAGAAUGCGGAACCUUGAUACUGUGAGAGCAGUGUGGAGCACAGGAGACAUCAAGACAUCGAUGGACUCUGCUGUGGCUGUUAAUGACCUCUCUGUGGUUGUGGAUCUCUUAAACAUCAUUAACCAGAAAGCGUCUCUAUGGAAGCUGGACCUUUGCCUAACCGUGUUGCCUCAGAUUGACAAACUUCUGCAGAGCAAGUAUGAGAGCUAUGUGCAGACUGGGUGCAUUUCUCUCAAGCUCCUUCUGCAGAGGUUCUUGCCGUUGAUCACGGACACACUUUCAGCUCCGCCAUCUGUGGGUGUGGACAUUUCGCGUGAGGAAAGGCUGAUGAAGUGUAAGCUGUGUUACAAGCAGCUGAAGGGCCUUUAUGUGUUGGUGAAGAGCAGAGCAAUGCAGACUGGAAGAUAUGGGAGUGCCUUCCGUGAGCUGCAUCUUCUUAUGUCUGGACUAGAGUGAUUUGGAUAGAUGAUUCCGCUGCGCUAUAGUGGUGGCCUCAAUCUACAACAGAAGACGAUGGACUCUGUGACUUUUCACUUAUGGGGUGGUUUGUGGCACAUACGCUUGCUGACAUUCCACAGUAGCCCAGCAGCAGGGUCUGGAGGCGUAACUGUCUCUGUGAGACGGGCGCUCUUCACUGUAUCAUUCCUGCUGGGUACUGUCAGCCCUUAACCUGUGUGUUAAGUGUUUCCUUUAUAGUUCAAUUAAACAAGUGUCAUAUUUUAC
Molecule: messenger RNA, 2678 nt
Organism: Hyla sarda
Lineage: Eukaryota; Metazoa; Chordata; Amphibia; Anura; Hylidae
Gene: KATNB1
Product: katanin regulatory subunit B1
Exons: 20
Coding region: 453-2411 (652 amino acids)
Biological process (GO): microtubule depolymerization; microtubule severing
Cellular component (GO): katanin complex
Molecular function (GO): microtubule binding
Source: RefSeq, a predicted model, not a curated record